GAGUGCCAUCAUUAUUUUCGACUUGCGGUGAACGCCCAAAUCCUCUGAGAACCCUCUCCCCGCUCUGCUCCGCUGCCUCUUUCACCUCGCCCAAACUUUCUCUCUUCGCUGUACUACUACUAGUUCCCACCCAACUUCAGUGUGGGGGUGCCCAAAUCACGGUGCUCCAUCAGGUUAUUCGAUUCAUCCAAGCCCUCAUUGAUUCCGCACUGCGCAUCCCGUGCCGCCAUUUUGCUUUCGCUGCAAUCUCAGGUUGAAUCCGCCAUUGUUGGUGUUUCUCCAACGACGCGGUGGCUGCGUGCGUGGUUUCUUCUUGCUCCAGCGGUUUCGCUUGAAGUGGCAGAUGGGGUCCGCGUCGGUGCAUCCGGAUACGUCGCCUGGGCUACACAAUGGCGCUGAUCGAUUGGAUAGAACUGAGUGAUGAUGCAGAGAUUAUUGAAUUGAGCAGUAGCGAGGAGAAUGUCGAAGAAUAUCAGGAAGCUUCCACACAGAGCAACUCAGCUCAGCACCAAGCUACAUUGCAUGAUGAUCAGACCAUGUUUGUCACAGAAGGUGAACGAAGGGAAGAGGCUACCGAAUCUGGAAAUGCAGAGGAAGCUACUGCAUCCUCCUCCGUUACUGAAAAAGAGUCUGGAAAUCCAGAGGAAGCUACUGUAUCAGAGACUUGUCCUCACACUCCAACAGCCGUUGUUACUCCAAAAGAGUCCGGAAAUCCAGAUGAAGCUACUGUAUCACAAACUUGUCCUCACACUACAACAGCUGUGACGUUCCCCGGACCUGAUCCCCUCUCUCCGAAGGCUCUGACUUUUCAAGCCUGUGUCGCCAAGCCGCGGAGAGCGAAGGCGAAACGUCGCAGGAAGCUCUUCCACGCCGAUACACCUUGGACUUGGAGGAGCCCUAGGCUUGAAGACAAGCAUAAAGGUCGUAGAAGGCCCGUGGAAGAGCUGGCAGUUGAGCGCAAGGCUUCUGCCAUGCCGGAAGAAGAAGAACAGAAGAACACCUCGGCUAGGAGCCGGAGGAAAUGCAAGGUGUUCGGCAAACGGUGUAACCUCGGCAGAUAGUCUCCACUGAUCCCGCAAAACUAAGGUAGUCGACUGAAGAUGAAAGAUGAUCGUCUCGAAACUGUCUGGAUUUUGGCGGUCCAGUUUGCCUCUCCUGUGACGCGGGAAGAAUCACUAGUGUUGGUGGGGUUUGGUGGGGUCGUGUUGCCCUUGUUGCGCUGUCGAUAUGAGGGCGCUUGCGUUGGACCACUUGGGUACAUUCGAAGUUAUGGAACUACUAUGUGGCUUACUGGACGCAGCUCUUAUCGUGCAGUGAAGAAAAUAUGUACGUGCUCUUAUCGUGCAGUAAAGAGAUGUGUAGGACAUAGAUAAAUCAUGAACGUCAGGUUUUUGGAGUUUCAGCCCGAAUGAGCUCAGCGCCGU
This is a messenger RNA of Triticum urartu, 1424 nucleotides long. The record is from RefSeq and is a predicted model, not a curated record. Lineage: Eukaryota; Viridiplantae; Streptophyta; Magnoliopsida; Poales; Poaceae.